CACUCCGGGGUUCCUGGCCCUUCUUUUAUCUUCCCAAACCCCACUUCUCAUUCUCUCUCGCUCAAAACUCCUUCAUUUCUAAGCUCACACAGAUUUCACAGAGAAAAGAAACAAAAGGCCAACACAGAGAGAGAGUGUAUUAACCUAUUAGCAGAAAAAAAGAAGGAGAGGAAUAUAUUUAUAGCAGAGAAGAGAGGAGAAGAUGUUGCUGGGAAAGAGGCCACGUCCACCAAUGAAAAGAACAACGAGCAUGAGUGAGAUCACUCUUGAUCUAAACACCAACUCCGAUGGUGCUCCACCACCGCAGCUGAUGAUCUCCGAUUCUACUACUCAUCAGAACAACCCCACCAACACCCAGAGACACCCUACUAAUGCUUCUUGUGGUGGUGGUGGUGGUAGUGCCUCACAGUCACAGAGACGUGGAGGUGGUGGUGGUGGUGGCGGCCUUGAUGGACUAAACCAGCAGUUAUUGCAACCCACCACCAUGGUCUCACCUAGAAACCAUAGGCGCAAUUCUGUUGAUUCUGUUGACACCGCUCACUUCUUAAGGGCUUGCUCUCUCUGCAAGCGCCGCUUGUUCCCUGGCCGUGACAUCUACAUGUACAGGGGUGAUAGUGCUUUUUGCAGUCUAGAGUGUCGGCAGCAACAGAUGAACCUAGAUGAGCGAAUGGAAAAGUGCUCAUUGGCUUCAAAGAAAGAUGUGACUGGUGUUUCGUCCACCACAAUCGGACCCCAAGUCUCCACUAAAGGUGAAACUGUUGUGGCCUUGUAGCCCCAAUCGUACACUUUCCAUGCUUACACACAACAUAUUACAUGUAAUAUCUAGAACUUACAGUUAUAAUAUAUGUGGAGUGCGGUGCUAUAUAGGGUGGAGAUAUCCUCUCUUUUUUUUUCUUUUUUUUUUUAAUGCUAUUGUGGGGGGUCAAGUUUUGAAUGGAAGCUGUAAUUUUAUGUGGAUCAUCUAGAACGUAUACAAGUAACAAUAGGCCUGUAAUUUCUGUUAGUUUCUUCCCUCUUGUUUUUGCUUUUGGUACUAAUGGAAGAAAUCUGCAUAUUUUACAAGUUAUGUGAA
Molecule: messenger RNA, 1072 nt
Organism: Quercus lobata
Lineage: Eukaryota; Viridiplantae; Streptophyta; Magnoliopsida; Fagales; Fagaceae
Product: senescence-associated family protein, putative (DUF581)
Exons: 2
Coding region: 203-772 (189 amino acids)
Source: RefSeq, a predicted model, not a curated record